CAACAGCAGUCCCAUCCCAUUCACCUGCGCAGCUGUGUGCUCUGUCGCCAGAGAAAGGUGAAAUGUGACCGACAGCAGCCGUGCUCGCACUGCACCCGGUCUGGAAAUGACUGCGUCUACCCCUCAGGCCGAGGCAGGGCCCCCAAGAGGCCCAGGCGUGACGUCGAGGAACAGCUCGCUGAGAAACUUUCGAGGCUCGAGACCAUCAUCAAGCGGCUGGCGUCCGAGAAUGCAUCUCAGGCGAAUGCCCUCUCGGCACGGCAGACGGACUCACCACCAACGCCAGGACCUUCUCGUCCAGCUGAUGACGCCGGCAGCAAUACUGCCUCCUCCUUGGACCGGAGCAGCAGUCCUGGUCUCUCCUCCAUCGAGGGCCAACUUAAUCGUCUGGUGAUAGACCCAAAGAAAAGUUACUAUGUCAGCAAUCCAUUAUGGGCCAGUCUGGCUAGUGAGAUCGAUGAACUACGUGAGAUCAUCACCCAGCCGGAGGAAGAGGUUGAAGAGGAUACUGUCCCAGCCUGGACAGAGGUUCCACCAGUCAACGACAGCAUGAACGCCGCCCUUUUCGGGUACAGAUCUACUGCAUAUUCUCUUAAGCCCUACCACCCACUGCUUCCCCAGGCGCUCGACAUCUACUCAGCCUUUGCCGAGAACGUCGCGCCACUCCUGAGAUUCUUCCACAUGCCGACCCUGGCUGAGUUGUAUCGAGAGUCGAUCUCAUCUACCACCCCUCUGGAGAGAAAUACCGAAGCCCUCAUCUUCGCUAUCUACUACUCCGGCAUCAUGAGCAUGCCACCAGACCAGUGCAUGAACCUCUUGGGCCUAUCCCAGCCCGCCGCUCUGGAGCGCUACCGCUUCGCCACAGAACAGGCUAUCGCCCGCGCCGACCUGCUCAACACACAGAGCAUCGUCCUCCUCCAGGCGGUGGCGCUAUUCCUCUCUGCCCUGCGCUGUCAGACUGACAGCCGCGCCUCAUGGUCCCUGAACACGCUCAUCUUCCACCUAGCACAGGCCAUGGGCCUCCACCGCGACGGUACCAUCUUCGGCUUGAAUCCUUUUGACACCGAGAUCAGGAGACGUCUAUGGUGGCACAUCUGCGUCCUGGACAGCCGUUCGUCAGAAUACCACGGGUUUGGGCCCAUCAUGUACCAGUCUACCUUUGACACGCGCAUCCCGCUGAAUGUCAACGACACAGACCUCUGGCCAGGCAUGACAGAACCGCCCAGGGAACGGGACGAGGCGACAGACAUGACCUUCUCUCUCAUUCGCUGCGAGGCUAUGCGCACGGCUGUCAAGGCCAGGCUGCUCUCUCCUGACAUGCCCAGCUGGCAAGGAUCGAUGGGCGGAAAACCUGAGGUGUCGGCAAGGGAACGCGUGCAGCUGCUGCAAGAGCUGCAGAAAAGGCUGAAGGAUCAUUAUUUGCCCCUCUGCGACACCUCGUCGCCCAUACUGCUUCUUGCGUCUCUUCUGGCCAAGCUCAUCUUUGUGCACUUCCACCUUGUCGCGAACCCUGAUCACGCUGUAUCAUCAUCACGCCCAGAAACCGACUUGCCAGAUGUCAUGAGCCGUGACCAGCUCUUCGAGUCCGCCAUAGGGAUCCUCGAGCUCUCUGGCCAGAUCCUCAGUCUCCCCGGAACCAGGAAAUGGGUCUGGUAUGCCAAGAGCCACGUCCAGUGGCACGUCGUGGCUUUUGUGCUCGCCGAGAUCUGCAGGCGGCCUCCAUCAGAGCAGUGCGAGCGAGCCUGGGCCUGCGUGACCAAAAUGUAUGAUGCAUGGAACAUGCAUAACUCUGCGUCGCAGGGGCUUAUGCGGAAGUCUGUGCGGAGGCUGUUGGUGAAGGCGAAGCAUGUACGCCAACUGCAG
Molecule: messenger RNA, 1863 nt
Organism: Cryphonectria parasitica EP155
Lineage: Eukaryota; Fungi; Ascomycota; Sordariomycetes; Diaporthales; Cryphonectriaceae
Exons: 4
Biological process (GO): regulation of DNA-templated transcription; DNA-templated transcription
Molecular function (GO): DNA-binding transcription factor activity, RNA polymerase II-specific; zinc ion binding; DNA binding
Source: RefSeq, a predicted model, not a curated record